Messenger RNA from Cyprinus carpio (common carp), 1046 nucleotides. Its product is annotated as myosin light polypeptide 6. Gene Ontology annotation, molecular function: structural constituent of muscle; calcium ion binding. Lineage: Eukaryota; Metazoa; Chordata; Actinopteri; Cypriniformes; Cyprinidae. Gene Ontology annotation, cellular component: myosin II complex. The record is from RefSeq and is a predicted model, not a curated record.
UGACAGAAGAGGCAAACCAGCGCCCGCACAAUUCGAUUGGCCGAUUCGGCUUGAAUAUAGUUGACAUGACGUCAUCGUGAAUAUAGCGGUGUAGCAGAGAGUGUUCGCCCAUACUGUAAUUCACACAGCGCUCGCGACGACGCUCCCUCCGCUCCAUCCUCAAACAUUGCAGUCAUGUCUGACUUCACUGAGGAUCAGAUUUGUGAGUUUAAGGAGGCCUUUCUCCUGUUUGACCGAACGGGAGAUGGGAAGAUCAUGUACAAUCAGUGUGGGGAUGUGAUGCGUGCUCUGGGGCAAAACCCUGUCAAUGCUGAGGUCCUCAAAGUCCUGGGCAACCCCAGUAAUGAAGAUAUGAACAUGAAAAUGCUGGACUUUGAGCAGUUCCUGCCCAUGCUGCAGGCCAUCGCUAAGAACAAGGAUCAGGGUUCCUUUGAGGACUUUGUGGAGGGACUGCGGGUAUUUGACAAAGAGGGAAAUGGAACGGUGAUGGGCGCUGAGCUUCGACAUGUCCUUACUACACUGGGCGAGAAGAUGACAGAGGAAGAGGUGGAGACGCUCUUGGCAGGACAUGAGGACGCUAAUGGGUGCAUCAAUUAUGAAGCAUUUGUGCGCCACAUUAUGGCUGGUUGAGGAGAGGAACUCGUAAGGAUGGUCAUGAGCGGUUGAAGAAUUCAAACACGUUUAUUUUAUUUUUGCCCCCCAUUUAUGUGAUUCUUCAUUUCCAUAUUAGCUUUUUUUAAUUAUUUGAUCUUUUUUUUUUCCUUAAGUGCCUUUUAUCAUGUUUCUGGAGAAUUAUGGCUCAAUUCAUUCCAAAAACUUCCACUGGUGUUCAUAGGUUUGCUUGAAUACCUUUCAGCCAUUACAUUCAUUCCAUCAAUUAUUGUAUUCAGCCCCUAUUCGUCUUAAACUGUGAGGGACAUUUGGAUUGGCUCUUACUGUAGUUUUUUUUUUUUUUUUUUUUUAUUAACCUAUUGUCUAAAUGUUUGUUAGUCAUUUGACAUCCCUCUUUAAUGUCUGCUGUGCAUCAUAAUAAAUAUUCAGAAUGA